GUACUUAUGACGUUUGGGCUUACACUCACAGCAAAGAUGGCGGCGUCCUUUAAGGAGCUCACAAGGAAAAUAGUGAAGAUCACGAACACAAAUGUGAACUUUGGGUCGAGAAACCGACUCAGAAACUCGUUUUUACGGACAGAAGUGUCGGCGUGUCGGUGCUGCAGCGGAGAAUCGGCGGGCAGCACACAUUUCGGUUUCGAGACGGUUCCGGAGGGAGAGAAAGCAGAGCGAGUGUACAAGGUGUUUGAAAGCGUGGCUCAGAAAUAUGAUGUGAUGAACGAUGCGAUGAGUCUGGGGAUCCACCGGCUGUGGAAGGACUCACUGCUUCACCUCAUGAACCCUCAGCCUGGAUCAAAACUGCUGGACACAGCUGGAGGCACAGGGGACAUUUCUUUCCGGUUCCUGGAGUACACGCGCUCCGUCAGAGAGCGACAGCUGCGGCACAGAGCGCGAGCCAAUCAGACGCCUUCCUGGCAGGAAAUCGCUGCUGGCUACGGCUCUGAGGGGGCGGAGCCUGCUGAGUCCAGGGCUGUGGUGUGUGACAUCAAUAAGGAAAUGCUGAAGGUGGGAAAAGAGCGAGCAGAGACGGCGGGAAUCACCACAGGUUUGUCGUGGGUGGUCGGGGACGCAGAGGAGCUCCCGUUCAACGACGAUCAGUUUGACGUUUACACCAUCGCAUUCGGCAUCCGCAACGUCACUCACAUCGAGCAGGCUCUGCAGGAAGCUCUGCGAGUUCUGAAGCCCGGCGGACGCUUCAUGUGUCUGGAGUUCAGUAAAGUGUCCAACCCGCUGCUGUCCAGGCUGUAUGAUGUGUACAGUUUCCAGAUGAUUCCAGUUUUAGGGGAGGUGAUCGCUGGAGACUGGAAAUCGUAUCAGUACCUGGUGGAGAGCAUCCGCAGGUUUCCUGACCAGGAGACGUUUAAGGAGAUGAUCGAGGAGGCUGGUUUCUUCCGGGUCCAGUACGUCAAUCUGACAGGAGGAGUCGUGGCCAUCCAUUCAGGGUUCAAACUGUGAGCCUUUCACCUGGAGACCCUCACUCGGACCCAGAGACUGUCCCACAGACCGCUGACCCGCAGACCGUACAAACGCACUGUGGGCAGGACACGCAUUGACCAGCAGAGGGCUGCAGAGAGCUGCAGAGACGGAGACGCGAGAGACAUUCGGAUAAAACCGUUUGAAGCAGCGCAGAAAUCUUAGAAAUUGUACUUUACAGAAAUGUCUUUUCUUCUCAUUGAGUGGAGCUGUUUUUUAGGGAGGGGGUAAUGAGCGACUGCUGUUCUCUAGUUUGUGUUGCUGGUUUGAGUCGUCAGUUCAUUUGAGGUUUUAUAAAUUCACGUUGAAGUGUGUUUUUCACAGGUUUGAGUUUUUUCAGCCUUUAACAGUGAAGAUACGUUUCUACAGCAGUUUCUGACUGGCUGAUACACAUUAUUAAUAUAAAGUUUUUCUUCAAUAAUUAAAUUAAACAAGCUGAAUCUUUUGAGUAUUUA
Molecule: messenger RNA, 1490 nt
Organism: Colossoma macropomum (tambaqui)
Lineage: Eukaryota; Metazoa; Chordata; Actinopteri; Characiformes; Serrasalmidae
Gene: coq5
Product: coenzyme Q5, methyltransferase
Exons: 7
Coding region: 7-1017 (336 amino acids)
Biological process (GO): ubiquinone biosynthetic process
Molecular function (GO): methyltransferase activity
Source: RefSeq, a predicted model, not a curated record